AAACGCCGAAUUCGAUGCUGCACCUAUUUUGCGGAUUAAUAUGCAUUAUUAAUUUAGGCGUACAUAAUCAUUUUGAACUUGUGCUUCGAAAAAACUCUGAAAAAUGACCCAUUUAAAUGCUGACAUUUUUUAGCAAAGAGCUAGCUCAUUGUCUUCUACCGAUGUACAGUAAUCAACAAAAUCCGGCUAUCUUUCUUCCAAAAGAUCCUAUCACUCUUAGGAAAACUCACUCUUAAGAUUGCAUUAAAUGCAACGACGAACAAAUUGAUUCCCCCAUCUUCUUACUUUUAGAGGGCACAAUAUGGUACGUUGAAUUAACAUCCAGUAAAGAAGAAAAACGUUGUGCAGAAUUAGCGCAGUAUUUAAAACAGCAACUAGGUGAAACAUCUGAUCUUGGGACAUUAGGGGAUUUUCUAACGAUUAUGGGCGAAUAUGAUAAAGCUGAAAAUUACUAUAGAAUCUUAUUAAAAGAUCUUAAGUUACCCGAUGUUCAUACAGAUCGUGCUAUGAUUUAUAAUCGUAUCGGUGUUAUUCGCCGUGAAAAAAAUGAUACAGCAGCAGCAAUUGAUUAUUACGGAUCCGCAAUCUCUGCAGCUCCACGGGAUAGCGGUAUAAUAAAAAUGGCAGCAUACAACAGACAGAUUGCUGAAUCUGAUUUAAAAUUAGCACCAAAAAUAUUUCUCGGCAAUCGCUUAGCAUCAAGUGAUAUCAUAACUAAGCCUCUAGUUGCUACGCAUGAACUGACCGAAGCUAUAGUAGAAAAUAAUAAGGGACAUAUUGCCUAUCUACACAAGACUUACGAUUCGUUGAACAUCGCCGUUGAACAUUAUAAAACAUCUCAUAAAUUAUUUGAACAAUCCGAAUCAAAGCGUUUAAAAGAAAUGUCAAUGGUUAAAAAUAAUUUAGGUGCAGUUGAAUAUGCCAGAAGAAAUUAUUCGAAAGCUAAAGAACAUUUUGAUGAAGCUAAAUCUCUGAUAAAAGAAGUAAAUCCAACACAUCCAUGGCUAGCUUAUUAUUUCGAAAAUUCGGUCUGUGCAGAGCUGAAAGUACCUCUAAGUGAGGCAUCACUACCACCACCAAACAAAAAGCAGAAAACAGAACACAUAAACGAAUAG
Messenger RNA from Didymodactylos carnosus, 1115 nucleotides. The record is from the annotation of a GenBank genome assembly. Lineage: Eukaryota; Metazoa; Rotifera; Eurotatoria; Philodinida; Philodinidae.